Aspergillus steynii IBT 23096 is the source of this 2898-nucleotide messenger RNA. Its product is annotated as putative spindle pole body associated protein SnaD. The coding region runs from base 133 to 2634 and encodes 833 amino acids. The transcript has a single exon. The record is from RefSeq and is a predicted model, not a curated record. NCBI's taxonomy places the organism in Eukaryota, Fungi, Ascomycota, Eurotiomycetes, Eurotiales, Aspergillaceae.
CCAACUCAUUCCAUGUGCCUGACCAAUUCGGGCGUCCCCAUUCCAUGAUACUGUGAUCCCUUCGCUCCGGGCCUACGAGCGCAUUCCAAUCUACAUCGGUAACAAAGAUAGAUACAGCGAUCCCCCUUCACCAUGGCCGACACCACCGCGCACGACACGAUCGGCGCCUCUACCCUGGCCACCCCCCUUUUCAUGCCCUCUUCUCCUCCAGGUCCGAAUCGCGACCCGAUAGACUCCCCCGAGCGAUCCCAAACCCCCGCGUCUGAGCAUCCCGCUGACCAGUCGCACCUGCGGAACCGCCAUUCUCCGGGGUCGUCCAGAGCGUCGUCCCCCGACCGCGCGCUGAGAGAACUAGAAGCCCGUCUGGCGGAGUACACGGUGGAUUUCAGCCAGUUUCCAAGUGGCCACCAUGACCUCGACGAUGAUCCCUUAGACGAACCCCGGUUGCCUUAUGAAGAGGAUCGAUUGUCCGACGUCGCGGGACCGGAGGACUUUACGGCGAAUCUGGAGCGCUAUCUCAUGGGAGAGGACGAUACGGAUAUAUUUGAGCACAAAGAAUUGGAGGGGAAUAAAUCACCAGUGCCGCAGAAGGAGCAAGGGCCGGUAACAGAACAGCUUGCACAGGAGGUCGAAGAACAGGCCCAGCCUCCGCCCCAGCCACAGGAUCAGCAACCCCUACAGGACGAACAGCAGCAGAGCUCCCAGCUUCAUCAACCCGCGAUCGAAGAUGAACCCGAACUGGGCGAAUACAGCGAAUUUGGCCCUCCUGUCGACAUGUCCACGCCGUCUCAUUUACUGCGUAGGCCGAGUGGAUUGGCCAAGGAUGUGACGCAUCUCGCGAAUAUUGAAGAAGAUCCGGAUGACGAGCUAGACACUGCGGCGACUCCAUCAGUCCGUAAGCAACGGACUCCGUCGAUUAAGGGGGGCAAGGAUGCGGAGGGAGAUUGGCGUCGACAGAUCGCCGAUUUACAGCGGGCGGUUCGAGACCGGGAUGAGCAAUUGGAGAGAAACCAUCGUCGCGUCCUGGAGGCUGCUUCGGCCGGAGAACAGAUCAAGCACUUGCAAGCGGAACUUCAAAGGAAGACGGCCUUGCUGGACGAGUUGCAUGCCAAGCGUGGCGACGAGACGCUUCUACGGGAACAGAUUCAACUGCUGCAGAUGCGAAACGAAGAGAAGGAAUCAUUUCUCCAAAAGUCGUCCAUCAGCUCCUUAGAGCUCAGCGCUCUCCAGAAACAAAUUGGUGACAUGCAUAAAGACCUGCAGAAUCGCAACACUUCUACAGAGCUAGAAACCGAGAGGAUGGAAACGAUUACGCACCUGCGCCAGCAGUUAACCAUGUCUCAAGAACAAGUGAAAAAGCGGGAUUCCGCGCUGGACGAAACCCUGGAGAAAUUACAAGAACUCACCACGGUGAAGGAGCAGCAACUGCGUGAGAACAACACCAUGGUUGACGGGCUCCGAGCCCAAAUCGACGACCACGUCCUGGAGAUUGAGAGGCUCGAGGGUGACCUGGAGCGCGCGAACCAAGCAUACCACGAACUCGAGGACAGGAUUUCCUCGUUGGAAACCAAGAAUCGCCCCCUGGAAGAGAAGAAUAGCACCCUUGAAGCCGACCUAUCGCGCGCGCAAUCGCAGAUGACGGCCCAGGAGAAUGCACUCAAAGCCAUGGCCGCAGACCUCCCCGUCGAGACGGGUGGGAACACGUACACCGAGAUCUUGGAACUGAUCAAGGACCUGGGCCAACCCACCACGACACGUCCCGCCGAUGUCCUCUUGAAAGAGAAAGCUCCGGUCGAUCCGGAAUUAGAUAUGUUCCGUGAGGAAAUCGCAAAGCUUCAGGCCGAACUGAAGACUGCCUCCUCCGCUCGGAAGGCCAUGGAAAUGCAAGUAACGCGGUCCCAAGAGCAAACCACCGAAGCGCACACUCUCAUCAACUCCAUCGAGAGCGAAAACACCCGUCUGACCCGGCGUGCCGAAGACCUGAAAUCCAACCUCGACAAGGCCCAUCGCGAGCUUGCCCAAGUCAAGGAUGCGCACUCCGAGGCACUCGACACCAUCCAGCGCCUCCAAGAAGACAAGAAAAAGCAGCAGCCCAGCCCGCCUCCAUCGCCUCCAGUUCAACGGCAAAAGGAAUCGGCCCUCGAGGAGACCCACCAGGCGCAGCUGAAAAGCCUCCAAACGGCCCAUGCCACCGCCAUCUCUACCCUUCGCACAUCCCAUGCUGACUCCAACCGCAAGCUUCGAGACCUUCUAUCUGCUGCCGAGAGGCGAGAAUCCAAUCUCCAGGCCGAUCUCCAGUCCCUGCGCACCUCUCGCUCGAGCCAAGGCAAAGACCUGCAAUCGCUGCGCGCCGAGAUCGAACGUCUUGAGUCCGUCAUCGCCGUCAAAGACGAAACGGCCGCGGCGGUGGAUCAACGCAUUGCCCGGUCGGUCGAGAAGCGCGAGAAGGAAUGGGAACGCCGUGUGGAUCUCUUGCUCAAGGAGCGAGAGCGAAUGAGUCGAGCUCUGAUGUGGUCUUGGGGUGAGAAAGAAGUCAAGGAGCCCCAGGACCCGCCGCGUGAUGAACAGGGCCGACGCAAGCAGGGGUAUAAGUAUAAAUACGCUCAGAAGAGUAGCAGUGGGAAGAAAGCAUGAUCCGAUUGUUUGGCUCUGCUUGAUUUUGGAACUCUGGUCAGCCUCGGUUGUUUCUGGUGUUUAUCUUUUUAUUUUAUUUUUUCUUCCUUGGUCAUUUCUCUAGCUUUCGGGGAUCUUUUGUUUGUACUGGAGCAUAGGGUGGGAUCGUGAGUGGGAUUGACUCGUCCGGCGUCUUUGGGGUGUCUAAUGGCAGCAUUUAAAUGUAGCAUAUGGUAUUAUGCUCAAGAGACUUCAUAUUCUUUCGUUCAGUAUAAAUCACAUCAA